This is a messenger RNA of Carica papaya (papaya), 954 nucleotides long. The record is from RefSeq and is a predicted model, not a curated record. Lineage: Eukaryota; Viridiplantae; Streptophyta; Magnoliopsida; Brassicales; Caricaceae.
AUUGUUCUAAUCACUUGCACCAUUUAUGAUAAAUAUUUGAUCUUGAGUUUUUUUUUUUCCUUGUAAAUUGAGUAAUGACAUAUUUAUUGAUAAUUAGCUCGUGGGUUAAGUAAAAGCCGCUGGAUCAAUAAGGUGCUCAUGUACUCUGGGCAGGAUUAUCAAGACUGGCCGCAAUUCAUAUAUUUUCCUCUUUAUUUUGGGCCAAUCGGAACUUCAUACUCUGCCUUUUCUUUUCCCUGCAUCCAUAAAUCGGUAUCCUGGAACCAAAAGGCCAUCUCCGAAAAGAAUCUUUUUUAUUUGGAAUUUUUUCCAAAGGGCAACAGAAAAAGUGAACGAAGAAUUAAUGGUUGCUUUGUCCAUGGUUCCAUUUUUCGGUACAAUUCGUCCUUCUCCGUCUUCCCUCACCUGUUUUGUGCCUUAUAGACGCCCACUAUCUAUCUUCACUUAUCCAACUUCAGCUUCUACAAAUGGGUUCUCUCCGUUUAAGAAGAUUCUUCAAGCUUGUCUUAGCUCUAAUCCUACCAUUGGAGAUGCUGUUGUGGAUUUACCUGUAGAACAAUCUGAAAUUAUAUUCAUGGGAACAGGAACUAGUGAAGGGAUUCCUCGUGUCAGCUGUCUAACCAAUCCUCUAAAGAAAUGCUUGGUCUGCACAAAAGCUUUGGAACCAGGUAACAAAAAUAAGCGACUCAAUACAAGCAUUCUUAUUCGUUAUUCUAUGCAGUCUGGAAGACGCAAUAUUUUGAUAGAUGCUGGCAAGUUUUUCUACCACAGUGCUCUUAGAUGGUUUCCUGUCUUUGGGAUAAGAACAAUUGAUGCGGUUAUUAUUACUCAUUCUCAUGCUGAUGCGAUUGGAGGUCUUGAUGAUCUUCGUGACUGGACAAACAAUGUUCAGCCAUAUAUUCCAAUUUAUGUUUCAAAACGUGAUUUUGAGGUUUAAGUCUCAUUCCCAUUUUU